AUGAGAUCCUUCUUCAAUAAGCCCGCAUGGGCAACCAAGACGGAUGACUCGGGAACCGAAUUCUACCGCCGAUCUGGACAAACAUACUCCGACAUAGUCGCCGCGAACCGUGAAGCGCACAGGAAGCAAAAGCUCGCUGCUGAAUUUGCAGAGAGCACAUCAUCCACGACAGCUGAAGAGAGUCGGAAAUCAAAGCGACCACGGAAGUCUGAUGAACAUGAGGAGAAAUCCGAGACGGAGGAUGAGAAGUCCGAAGCUACGAGCUCACCCAAGUCAGAUAACGAAAGCGAGGCUGAAGAACAGUGUAGGCGUGCCACCUCAUCUCCCAGUGAUGAGCGCAGUCAAGCUGAGAACCCCGAUAUUAAUGACGAUGAGCCCAACCCCACGAUCGUACCAAGUUCUACACAUGUCGACUCUACGGAGAGCCAAUAUACGGACCGAUCAAAUAUUUCCUCCUCACACCAUGUUCCAGACGUCAGCGUGCAAAGAACCGAGAUAAUAAUUGACUCGGACUCUGGAGAAACGAGCGGUGAUACUCCUUCAAGAUAUUUAGCUGCCGGAACCAAAUAUCAUCCCGCGAAACCUUCGCCCACUCCUCCUCCUCCUGCGGACGACAAAAGAGUGCAUAUCCUUAUAACAUCCGAAAUCCCAAACACCAAGCCACUGAUUGUCCAACGUAUGAUGACUCAAUCCCUGAAAGAUGCUCGUCUAGCAUGGUGCGAGCGGCAAGGAUUUACCGAAAGCGAAACGGCAUCCAUUGAACUCUACUGGAAUGGCGUCAGGGUGUUUGACGUGACAACCUGUAGAAGAUUCGACAUGAAGAAACAAAAAGAAAAGAGGAGCUUUUUGGAUCUAGAUGAUGAACCCGAAGCUGAAAAGGCUGAGCUUAAGAUCCACUUGGAGGCAAUCAGCAAGGAUCCAGAGUUGAUGAAUCGCCGUGGUCCUUCUCCAGAUGUCAGCGGACCAGGUGCAUCGCCCGCUCCACCCAGUCCGAAAGAGGAUCCGGAGAACGAGCAGAUGAAGUUACUUCUGAAAAGCCCCGGGCUGAAUGACUUUAAGAUCAAAGCCCGACCCAAGACCUUGGUGUCGAAGGUGAUAGCGGCUUUUCGAGAAAAGCAGAAUAUACCUGCGGAUAAGACGGUACAUCUUGUCUUUGAUGGUGACCGACUUGAGCCAGAUACUUGUCUGGGUGAUAAUGAUAUCGCCGACCUCGAUAUGCUAGAGGUGCUGAUUAAAUGA
This is a messenger RNA of Penicillium daleae, 1239 nucleotides long. RefSeq names its product small ubiquitin-related modifier domain-containing protein. The transcript has a single exon. Bases 1 to 1239 code for a protein of 412 amino acids. The record is from RefSeq and is a predicted model, not a curated record. Gene Ontology annotation, molecular function: protein binding. NCBI's taxonomy places the organism in Eukaryota, Fungi, Ascomycota, Eurotiomycetes, Eurotiales, Aspergillaceae.